Agrilus planipennis (emerald ash borer) is the source of this 2912-nucleotide messenger RNA. Its product is annotated as vam6/Vps39-like protein. Bases 163 to 2703 code for a protein of 846 amino acids. The record is from RefSeq and is a predicted model, not a curated record. Gene Ontology annotation, molecular function: protein binding. Gene Ontology annotation, cellular component: cytoplasm; membrane. The transcript has 11 exons. Gene Ontology annotation, biological process: vesicle-mediated transport; autophagy; intracellular protein transport. Lineage: Eukaryota; Metazoa; Arthropoda; Insecta; Coleoptera; Buprestidae.
UAAUAUCUAUGGUAAUAAUGAUGAGGCUUUUUACGAAGCUUCAACAAUAGGGUAUUGAUGAUCAUUGUCGUUCAUAAUAAUAAAUAAAUUUAUAAGUGAAAUUGAUACGUAACUACCACUACAAGUUAAUUUGGAAAUAGUUUUUAAUGUCAAUGUUUAAAAAUGCACGAAGCGUAUUGCAUAUCGCCGCUGUUAAAUUUACCAGUUCAAAUAGAAUCAGUUGUUGCUUUCGAUGAUAAUUUAAUAGUUGGAACAAGACAGGGAUAUCUUUAUGUAUAUCGAGUUAAUUGUUCUAAUGAUGACAAAUAUGAAGUAGAGCUAACGUGUUAUCUAAAAACAUUUAGUAAAAAAUCAAUUCAACAACUGGAAGUAAUACCAGAGUAUAAUCUGUUGGUCAGUUUAACAGAUAACUUUAUACAAGUAAAUGACAUGAAGUCCAGCAAUUUGCCAGUAAUUACCCAAGUCGCAGGAACUAAAGGAGCCAUGAUCUUUACAUUAGAUAGUAAGAAAGAGACAUCUUUAACUGGUGAAGUAAGUCAUGUAAUUCGAAUGUGCGUAGCGGUUAAAAGAAAAUUACAGUUGUAUUAUUGGAAGAAAGAUGUUUUUAUGAAGCUUGCCGAUGAUAUAAUGUUGACUGAUAUUCCAAAAGCAUUGGUAUGGUGUAGUGAAACGAUCUGUGUAGGAUUUAAAGGAGAAUAUCUACUAUUUGAUUUGGAUGGAACAAAAAAAGAACUUUUUCCAACCAGUAGUAGCAGAUCUAACGAUCCCUGUGCAAUGAAAGUAUCAAAUACCAUAUUUGCACUUGGAAGGGAUGCACAAACAGUGCUUGUAAAUGUAGAGGGACUUCCCGAAAAAACUAAAGCUUUAAGAUGGUCAGACAUUCCCAUACAAAUGGCCUGGGAUAAACCGUAUGUUAUAGGAAUUUUACCAGAAGGCAUAGAGGUUCAAACAAUUGAUCCUGGUGGUUUAGUUCAAAAGUUUAGCAAUUUACCGAAGGCUCGAUUAAUAACGUUUUGUAAACAAGGCUUGCUUUAUGUGUCUUCUGUUAGUCACAUUUGGUGUUUACAUGCAAUAGAAAUUAGUCAACAAAGGCAACAACUUCUAAAAGAAAAACAAUUUCAACUUGCUUUAAAAUUAACGGAAGUUUCAAAUGAAUCGGAAGAAGAUAAGGAUGAAAAGAAGCACCAAAUUCAAACCCUCUUAGCCUAUGAUUUAUUUCGAAAUAAGGCAUUUCAUGAGAGCAUGCAGCAAUUUUUGAAAUUACGCACAGACCCGUACGACGUAAUACGUUUAUUCCCAGAAUUAUUACCGCAACAAUCUGGAGAGACAACUAAAUUAGAAUAUGUAGGAAACCUUUCCGAUAGUGAGUUGGAAAGAGGACUACUUGCACUUAUUGAGUAUCUCACAGAAAAACGUUAUUUAGUGCACGUGGAAUCGGAGGCAGGUAUGAACGCUAGUGGUAAAUUAAAUGAUCAAAUUGUUACAAAUAAAACGAGUCAGCAGUUACUUCAGAUCAUUGAUACAACCCUUUUAAAAUGUUAUUUGCAAACCAACGACGUUUUGGUUGCGCCAUUAUUACGACUUAAUCAUUGUCAUCUUGCGGAAGCAGAAAGAACGUUAAAAAAGCACGGAAAACAUAAUGAACUUAUUAUAUUAUAUCAAACUAAAGGGCAGCACAGAAAAGCUCUCGAACUGUUACAAAACAGCGAAGGGGGAAUUGAAAGGACGAUUGCUUAUCUGCAGCACCUUGGUGUAGAACAGAUGGGUUUGAUUUUAGAAUUUUCCGAUUGGGUUCUUAAAGAAGCUGCUGAAGACGGGUUAAAGAUUUUUACAGAAGAUUUGGCAGAAGUGGAAGCUUUACCCAGGCCUCGAGUGUUAGAUUAUCUUUUACGUUCUCAUCCUACGUUAGUAAUUCCAUAUUUAGAACACGUUGUUCACAUAUGGGGUGAUAAAAAUCCUCUUUUUCACAAUGCCUUAAUACACCAAUACCGCGAACAAUCAUUAAGUGACAAUCCUUCUGCGGAGAUUGCUAAAAAAAAAUUGCUCUACUUUUUGGAAACGUCAUCUAAUUACACACCCGAUAUGGUCUUAAUGCAUUUUCCGAAUGAUCGACUAUUGGAAGAACGCGCUAUUGUUUUGGGAAAACUUGGUCGACACGAAGAUGCAUUGGCUAUUUACGUUAGAGCGCUUGGCGACGUACAGAAAGCGAUAAAAUAUUGCGAAAAUGUUUUCAAUAAGAACGAGAAUGCAAAAAAGGUUUAUGUUUGUCUUAUAAAACUGGUAUUAAAUCCAAAUGACGUAAUUUUGGAUCUUCCGGGAUUAACAUUGUCCCCACUUACUGCUCAACCUGAUUUAGAAAUGGCUCUAAAGUUAAUGGAAGAACAUGCAUCUAAGAUCGAUCCUUUAUCAGCUUUGCAAAUAAUACCUGAUAACGUAUUAGCAACUCGCAUCUUUCAAUUUUUGUCGGCCGCAUUGCAUAAAUCUCUACACGUACGGAGAACUGUUCAAUUGUUAAAGGGAUUAUUAUACGCCCAACAUCUGCAGGGUCAGGAGGCUCGUUUGAGAUUACAAAGUCAAUGCGUUGUAAUCACCGAUCUUAAUAUUUGCCCAGUCUGCAAGAAACGAUUUAGUCAUCAAAGUGCAUUGGUAAGAUAUGCUAAUGGAAAUGUAGUGCACUAUUCAUGCCAUGACAAGAAAAUUUAAGGACAACUGAUAUUUCCGAGUUUGCAUUUUGUUCUUUGAGAUUUUGUUAUUUUUUCUUAGCAUAUUUAAUUUGUUGCUGAAAUUUUAUGUAUGCCUUACACUUAUCUUCGUUAAAAUAAAUUCAUGUUUAUUGUAGAUUUUAAUAUACAAAAAAACUUUGAUGAUGUAAUAAUAUAUUAUCUAUAUGUAUAAAUAAAAAAUUAAAUGUU